AUCUAGGGGUGCGCCAAAGAAUCAUUUGUCAGUGUUGUUUUUCCUAUAUUUAAAGACAGUUAGUGUUCAAAUGGUGUAUAAUGAUACAGUUGCCAAAAUAUCUAUUUUUUAAAUAAAAUCUCUGCUUUCUUUUUAAUCAAUACUUAGGCCUACUAUGCUACUAUAUUUCAAUGUUGAUCAUUAUGGUUGUACUUCGAGAGCCGAGUUUUUUCUGAGGUGGUAUUUGGUGGAAAAAAAGUUUGACAACCACUGGACUAGUAUUAUAUGAUACAUGAACAAUAACAAUACUAAAACAUAUUUUUAUAUAAUAAUAAAUAAGAUAAAAUUAACAAAAAAAAUAUCAUGUUGACUGAGAAAUGUUCAAGUGUAGUCAAAUGUUCAUCACUAUUAAAGUGAAAUGAGCAUGUGCGACUUUCUCAUUCCAAACCUGUGACCCUAGGAGGCGAUGCUGCUGUACCACCACAUGACCAAAAGAGGGAGACAGGGCCCACAGAACGCAGCUCCUGCGUGUUGACAUCACGCCGUCUGCUUGGUGCGUGUGUCCCUCUCCUUCUGUGCCACGACUCGCCGUUCCUGCCUGGUCCAUCUUUGGGAGGGAGCCCCGGCAGCACACCGACGCCUUGGACAAGCCGAUAACCGAGCAGAGGCCCUCAUGCUCGGCUUACUUCGUUGGCUCGUCUGUCUGUACGCCGUCGAUGCUUUAAGGAGUGAAAAAAGGAUCUCGCGAGAGCUGCGUCGCUGACUGUGACUAGCCGAGGCUUUGCGGUAGACGGAGAGAGAAGGCAGGCAGGCAGGCAGGCAGGCAGGCAGCAUCAUGGCGGACAGAGACAGUGGAAGUGAGCAGGGAGGAGCAGCCACGGGCCCAGGCUUCGGUUCCAUGCACGCUACAGCGGGAGGGGCGGGCUCGGCUUCCGGCCUCCAGCAUGAGACGCAGGAGCUGGCGUCCAAGCGAGUUGACAUCCAAAACAAACGCUUCUACUUAGACGUCAAACAGAACGCCAAAGGCCGCUUCUUGAAGAUAGCCGAAGUCGGGGCCGGUGGCAACAAGAGCCGCCUCACGCUGUCUAUGUCGGUGGCGGUCGAGUUCCGCGACUACUUGGGGGACUUCAUCGAACACUACGCCCAGUUGGGUCCCAGCAACCCGGGCAUGGUGCAGGAUGAGCCGCGGCGGGCCCUGAAAAGCGAGUUCCUAGUGCGGGAGAAUCGAAAGUACUACAUGGACCUGAAAGAGAACCAGCGGGGACGGUUCUUGAGGAUCCGGCAGACCGUGAACAGGGGGCCCGGCUUGGGGUCCACGCAGGGCCAGACCAUCGCGCUCCCGGCGCAGGGACUUAUCGAGUUCCGCGACGCUUUGGCCAAACUUAUUGACGAUUACGGCGUGGACGAGGAGCCCGCGGAGCUGCCGGAGGGCUCGUCGAUGACUGUGGACAACAAGCGCUUCUUCUUCGACGUGGGCUCCAACAAGUACGGCGUGUUCAUGCGGGUGAGCGAGGUCAAGCCCACCUACCGCAACUCCAUCACGGUGCCCUACAAAGUUUGGGCCAAAUUCGGGAGUACAUUCUGCAAGUACGCCGACGAGAUGAAGAAGAUCCAGGAGAGGCAGCGGGAGAAGCGAGCGUGCGAGCUGCAGCAGCAGCAGCAGCAAGAGGAGGUGCAGGCGGAUGAUGGAGACGAGGAUUGAUGUCCAAGUCGUGAGAAUAACCAGAAAAUAUCUACUGUAUAAAAGAAAUCUAACUAUUAACGGUUUAACUCCAAGGGAGCAUCACCCACAAUUUAAGAAACCUCCACAAGCUGACAGUUCUGACAUGUUGUCACUCAUCGCUGGAUGUUACCCCCACUUACCCACCAUUAAUACAGUAACUGGCUGCUAAAACAAAGUAAUAACAUAUUUGAACAUUGUUUUCCUACUUGACAAUGUUGAACUGAGUGUUUAUUCCCCUUAUUAUUAUUAACAAGAGAUAGAACUUUUUCUACCAGUUAAAAGCUAAAAACAAAAGUGUUUGCAACGUCCGACUGGAUUUGCGGACAUCUAAAGUAAGCGUUUCCCUUUUCCAUGUAAGCUAACUUCAGCACAAAUCUGAUUUUUUUGAAACCAAAAUUCAGAAAGUUUAUAAAAAAAAAGAAAAAAAAGGUUGUCACAUGUUCUCGCCAUCUUAUUUACCUUUACCUGUGACUAGAAAUGUGUUUACACAUCAAUUGAAAUGAGGGCUAAGCCUGAUUUGAAAACUGUCUAGAAACCAUCCAGUUUAAAAGAAAAAUAGGAACAAGUGCUCUCUAUAUGUCUUGCAAUAUGCAUCGCAUACAAAUCAAUAUCGACCUGGUCAGUGGUUCAUGACGUGUUGACAUUUGCCCGAGGCAUUCAAAGACAUUGUAAAUCUUGUUUCAGUGGAAAUUGUUGCCAUGCAAAUGGAUAUAUAAUGGACUACUUCGUGUGUCGUCGUUAAUGCAAUGUGUUGAGUUUAAAAGGUACUAAAAAAAGAGCAAUGAAAUGACAACAUGUAGCAUACGCCACCAAAAAGCAGAUCGGCCAGAACUGAAAUGUCUACAAACGGUGCCAAUGAAGGCGUGCUGUUGCUGCAUGAUUGUCCGCACUUAAAAAGUUCAGAUUUCGUUGGCCUCCCAAAAUAUUGUCUCAAGGACCCUUCCAUAUUAGUAUCUGCCUGUAUUGCACGACGCUCAGCUGCGACUCCUGAGCGAUGUCCACCCAAAGGCUUUGCUGGUGUUGGAAGUGUCAGGAAGGAGACUUCUUCUGCCCGCUAUUUGUUGGGAGGGUUGGG
Molecule: messenger RNA, 2777 nt
Organism: Entelurus aequoreus (snake pipefish)
Lineage: Eukaryota; Metazoa; Chordata; Actinopteri; Syngnathiformes; Syngnathidae
Gene: puraa
Product: purine-rich element binding protein Aa
Exons: 2
Coding region: 815-1681 (288 amino acids)
Biological process (GO): regulation of transcription by RNA polymerase II
Cellular component (GO): nucleus
Molecular function (GO): DNA-binding transcription factor activity, RNA polymerase II-specific; RNA polymerase II transcription regulatory region sequence-specific DNA binding; purine-rich negative regulatory element binding
Source: RefSeq, a predicted model, not a curated record